Molecule: messenger RNA, 1917 nt
Organism: Colius striatus (speckled mousebird)
Lineage: Eukaryota; Metazoa; Chordata; Aves; Coliiformes; Coliidae
Gene: PRKCSH
Product: PRKCSH beta subunit of glucosidase II
Biological process (GO): N-glycan processing; liver development
Cellular component (GO): glucosidase II complex
Molecular function (GO): calcium ion binding; protein binding
Source: RefSeq, a predicted model, not a curated record
GGCGCCAUGGCCAACAUGGCGGCGGCCGCAGCGACCGGAAGUUCCUCCGCGUUUCCGCUUCCGGGGCGUGAACCUGGAACCGGGCGCGCGCGGACGCACCUCGACGCUGCUGAGCUCACUGACCCCGCCGUGAUGCUGCUGCUGCUGCUGCUGCCGCUGCUGCUCCGUGGAGCCGCUGCCCUGGGGGUCUCGCGCCCGCGCGGCGUCGCCCUGGCCCAGCUCCACUUCUACGACCUCAAGCCCUUCACGUGCCUGGACGGUUCGGCCACCGUGGCCUUCGCCUGGGUCAACGACGACUAUUGCGACUGCGCCGACGGCUCCGACGAGCCCGGGACGGCAGCGUGUCCCAACGGCCGCUUCCACUGCGCCAACGCCGUCCGGCCCCGCAGCAUCCCCUCGGCUCACGUCAAUGAUGGCGUCUGCGACUGCUGCGACGCCACUGACGAGUACGACAGCGACGCCCAGUGCAACAACACCUGCGAGGAGCGGGGCCGGCACGAGCGCGAGGCGCGGGAGCGCAAGGCUGCGGUGGCCCGCGAGGGGGCGCUGCUGCGGGAGCGGCUGGUGCAGGAGGCGGCCGCUGGGCGGCAGCACAAGCAGGUGCAGCUGCAGGGGCUGCAGGAGACGCGCCAGGGGCUGGAGCAGCGCGUGGCGGCCGCACGAGCAGCCAAGGACGCGGCCGAGGGCCCCGAGCGGGCGGCCAAGGAGCAGCAUCGGCAGCACUGGGAGGCCCAGCGCGCGGCGGCCGCGGCGGCAGCGGAGGCGUCCCGGGCCGAGGAGGCGUUUGCAGAGAUGGACACGGACGGCGAUGGGAGACUGACGGCAGAGGAGCUGCACAGCCGCCUCGGGGCCGACACCGACGGGACCGACCCUGAGGACAAAGUGCAGGAGCUGCUGCCCGUGGAUGUGGCCACGUUCCGUGACCAGCUCUGGGCCACCGUCCGCGAGCGCUACCGCACGCAGGGCCAGGCUGAGCCCCCCCCGCCGUCCCCUGAGCCCCCAGUGGAGGAGACUCCCCCUGAGGAGGAGGAGGAAGAGGAGGAGGAGGAAGAGGAGGAGGAGGAUGAUGAAGGGCCUGAGGAGGAGCUGAAGGUGCCCCCCCAGCACCCCCCUGAGGAGAAGGGGCCCGAGGAGUCCCCCGAGGAGCCACCUUUCGACCCCCCCACUCAGGCCCUGGUCGACGCUGCCCAGCGAGCGCGUGAGGAGCUGGAGGAAGCCGAGAGAGCUCUGAAGGAGAGUGAGGAGUCCAUCAGGGCCCUGGAGCAGGAGCUGGCGCUGGAUUUCGGGCCCCAGCAGGAGUUUUCCUACUUGUACAACAACUGCUACGAGCUGGAGACCAGCGAGUACAUCUACCGCCUGUGUCCCUUCAAACGCGUCUCCCAGAAACCCCGCAACGGCGGCGCCGAGACCAACCUGGGGACUUGGGGGUCCUGGGCUGGGCCCGAGCACGAUCGCUUCAGCGCCAUGAAGUACGAGCACGGGACGGGCUGCUGGCAGGGGCCCAACCGGGCUACCACCGUGACGCUGAGCUGUGGCACCGACACGGCCGUGACGGCCACGACGGAGCCGAGUCGCUGCGAGUACCUGAUGGAGCUGGUGACCCCGGCUGUGUGCCGCAGCCCCCCGCCCCACGACGAGCACGACGAGCUCUGACCCCCCGGGACCGGCCCCCUGCCCCACAACAAGCUCUGACCCCCACGAGACCCCCUCUGUGAAAACAGACCCCCCCCCCCCAUGGGGAUUUGCUUCAGCCCCUGUGCCUCUAUUUCCUCCUGGGGGGGUUCCCCAAAUCCUGGGGGAGGGUCUCUGGGUCACCCCUUCCCCAAGGGAGCUGCCAAGACCUCAAGGGACCACAGACCCCCACCCUGUGGGGGCAUUGCUGGGGAGGGGUGGGAUGGGAUGGGUGGGGGGGUCUCU